UUCUAACAUAAACUAAACAGAUGUUGCAAAGUCACGAAAGUCAUUGAACAACAUGAAGGCUGUUGCAAGUAUUUUCUUGUCGUCACUGUUUGUUUUGAAAUGCUCUGGCGCUCUUUUGAACAGAACAAACAUCAACAAAAAUGCUUUUGGAAUCGAAAAAAGUUUUAAGACGUUUUGUAAUGACUCCGAGCAUGGACAGUCCAACGAUUCUCUGAGCUGCGGUUGUGAUUAUCACUGUGCGAUUUAUGGAGAUUGCUGUCAAGACGCGUACAGAUAUCAGAAUGGUGACAUUUUUUCUAAGGGUCAUAGUUUGUUUUCUUUGACCAACAAGAUACGUGACACGUAUGAGUGCGAGUUUCUUUCUGGGCAAAGUAAGCCAGUCUACAUCAUCAAACGAUGCCCUGGGUCUUGGAAGGCUUCAAUUCAAGUGAAGGAUUACUGCGAAAAUAUCGCGAAUGAUUCAUAUUCGGUUCCUCUCGAAAGUGUCCCUGUAAUUGGACGGACGACAGGUUUUGUUUACAGAAACAUGUACUGCAGCAUGUGCCACAAUGAAAAUAACGUAACAUUCUUUAAGGUGGAGUACACCUGUAACUUUACGACAAAUUUUCGCUUUAAACCGCGUUUUUCAAGGCGACCGCAGAAAAUGAACAUUUCUGAAGUUGCAAAGCAGUGUACCGCUUCGUAUAAGAGACCGACUGACAGGAGUGACACGGACCGAUCUUUACUGCACUGUAAUAAUGUGACAACAUGCAGUCUGAAGGAUAGCAUUUAUAGGCAUUGGUGCGAAGAAUCAACGUCGGACACUUUAGAGGCCGUGGUAUAUGGAAAUACGACGUACAAAAACAAAUACUGUGCAGUGUGCAACGGGUUGAAUGUUGACCAGUUUUCAAGUCAGCCAUUUCCAACAAAACCCAGCCCUUUGUCCAGUGGUUCAUGGAUUCCUUCGUAUCGUGUUUUAUUCGAUCCAAAUUCACUUUCAUUUGAAUGGAAUAUUAUGGGUCACUCAACCACUGAAACAUUUGAAAAAUGUCCCGAAGGGCAGGUAUUCGUCGUCCCCAUGGCAACGUGUCAACGGGUGCUGUGUGGCGAUGGAGAAACAUUGUGGAAUAACACGUGCAUACGAAAACCUGAUCACGAUGUCCCUCAAAAUUACACAGCUAAAAAUAUCAGCCCGACCAUUCUUGGGUGUCUUAAACUGAACUACAGCGAUUUUGUUUUGCGCCAGGAUGGAUCAGUGUUUAUCAAUGCAACUGAGGAAAUAUUUUCACCUGGCACUUAUGACGUAAAUGGUGACAGUCACAUAAUCGUUUGCUCUAACUUCUCUCAAAAUUACAGCAAAAACGAGGAUGUAAAUAUAGAAAAGGCAAUUGCUUUUCGUUUCAAUGACGCACAAGCUAUACUUUCUCUGGUUGGCCUCGUCAUUUCCACGGUUUGUCUCGGUCUUCACUUCUUUAUUUACGCACUGUUGCCAAGUCUAAGAAAUCUUCCAGGAAAAGUUCUGAUGUCCCUAGUAGCCUCCUUGUGUGUUGCUCAAUUCCUUUUUAUGCUGACUCCAGUUUGGAAAAAAACAGAAUCCGCCUGCGUUGCGUUUGCGGUAUUAAUGCACUACUCAUACCUGGCUGCGUUUUUUUGGAUGAACGUCAUGUCCUUCGAUAUUUGCCACACGUUUUCCAUCUCAAUUACAACUUUCAAGCAGAAUAGAAGAUCUAUGAAGUUCAUUUAUUAUUCGUUAUAUGCUUGGGGUUCAUCGAUUUUAAUAACGUCGACUUCUUUAAUCAUCGAUCACGCUGAUGUUCCAACCUCGUAUAAGCCUCGAUACGGUGCCUAUGGAAUCUGCUGGAUAACACAAAAAUACGGCCUUCUGAUUUUCUUUCUCGCUCCGGUGGCAUUGCUCUUGCUGCUUAACAUGGUUUUCUUUGCAAUGUCUGUGCAUGGUAUUAGAAAAGUUUCCAAAGCAGCAAAAUUUGCUAAGCCAAAAGCGGCAGCCAACAGAAGAAGAGUGAUUCUUUACACAAAAUUAUCCAUUGUUAUGGGUCUCUCUUGGAUUGUAGGGUAUGUUGCCAUGGCAUCAAACUUCACAGAACUUUGGUAUCUUUUCAUAUUUCUAAAUACGUGGCUGGGCGUUUUCAUAUUUUUGGUUUUUGUUUGUAACAGAAAGGUUUACAGAACGAUUAUAGAAAAGUUCACACACAACCAUAGAUCACUUUCGACGAAGAGCAACACAUCCACGACUACAACCCGUUUUUCCGUAUCUUCAAGAACAUUUAGCGAAAGAAUAAAAAAAUGAUCUCGAGAAGACGUGGCGGUACCCAACGCAAAAUCCAAGGUACUUCGAUCUCUCUACACUUCCAGGCAGAAAAUCGGCUAAAGCCAGCUAUUUUAAUAGUUUUCUAAAUUGUUGGGUUAGGCAGUAGAAUCCGCAUACAAUCAGAAUGUUAGAUAAAUUUUAGUAAGAUUCAUUCUGCGAAUUAUAGACCUGCUCGAUUGUGCCGCAGAUAAUGAAAAAAGUUGUCAUAUGCACUGCCCCAUUCAUUCUGUGAACAUCGGCGGCAAGAAGCAGUAACCGUUACGUGCCGAUGCAUUUACUUUAACAGCCAUCUUAAAACGUGCCGAACGAGCAACGGUGGUUACUAUUCCCACUUGUUUACUUGACGUUUGGUUGAAAACCAGUCAACUUCCUCUAGUUUUGUUUGAUCUUGUCAAACGUUUAACUGUACCUGGAUUUAAAUGGACCUCGUUUUCCCAACAAAGACCAAUAGUGCACCCAUUU
Lingula anatina is the source of this 2770-nucleotide messenger RNA. RefSeq lists its product as uncharacterized. The record is from RefSeq and is a predicted model, not a curated record. Gene Ontology annotation, cellular component: membrane. Lineage: Eukaryota; Metazoa; Brachiopoda; Lingulata; Lingulida; Lingulidae. Gene Ontology annotation, molecular function: G protein-coupled receptor activity. Gene Ontology annotation, biological process: G protein-coupled receptor signaling pathway; cell surface receptor signaling pathway.